Messenger RNA from Colletotrichum graminicola M1.001, 774 nucleotides. RefSeq names its product HORMA domain-containing protein. The transcript has 2 exons. Lineage: Eukaryota; Fungi; Ascomycota; Sordariomycetes; Glomerellales; Glomerellaceae. The record is from RefSeq and is a predicted model, not a curated record. Bases 1 to 774 code for a protein of 257 amino acids. Gene Ontology annotation, cellular component: zeta DNA polymerase complex.
AUGUCGUCCAGUUCAGACGCAGUCCCUGCCCCCCCGGUGUCCGUUCCACGCCCGCAGGCGAACACAAUCCUGACAUCAUUCACAUCCUUUCUCACUAUUACGAUACACACAAUACUAUAUCACAGACGUUUGUACCCGAAGCAGACCUUUCUAAUGACCAAAGCCCAUAACCUUCCGGUCCCCCAGUCCCGCCACCCGGCUCUCUGCGAAUGGAUCAACUCGGCUCUUGCUGCCAUACAGGACCAGCUUGCACUUGGUACCGUCUCUAAAGUCUGCGUCGUUAUUCACGCCCCUGAUAACAUGGCCGUCAUUGAAAGAUGGGUCUUUGACGUCGCCAACUUUCCUGUCUGGGCUACGGGUAAGGGCAAAGAGAAGAUUGGCGCAGGACACAGGUUCCAGCGAAGGGAAGACGAUGACGAUGACGGAUCUGUCAACUGGAUUGACGUUAACGAGGCGUAUCGUGGUGCUCUGAGACGUCUUGCCUAUGCGGCAGAAAUGAAGGGUCCUCUGCCAGAGGGAUGCACCUUCACAAUGGCCGUUGAGCUUAGGGACGAGGCUCCAGCACCAAUAGGGCACCCGCAGCCUUGGAUUCCUUCUGAGCCAUCCCUUCAACCUGCUUCGAGGACGAAUCCAGUGCCGGGCAUAGCCAUUGGCGGCGCCUCUACCACGCCGCUGCGCUCCGUAGAGGCUGGCCCUCUCUUCUUCGAAUGCUGGAUUGAGGAAGGCAAACCACAGUCCUCUCCUCCUUCUACACAAGACUCCUAUUUUUCAUGA